GCGCCCUCUCUCCCACUCCCCACACCCACGACUCGACAAGACCCUCUCGCCUCUCCUCGCUCCGUUUGGCGUCCGCCUCGGCUCUUCCUCUGUCUUCAUCAACCACGGUCCAGCUCAUCCACGGCGGAUUUCCGAGGCUGGGUUCUUUUGGUGACCAAUCGAGCGGCCUGUGGCUGGAGGCGCAAGAAGGGAGCGAGCAAGGACAAGAUUUCAGAUCGGGCUAUGCCAACUUUCGGUGACGGCGGAUAAAGAGAGGAACAUUGCCCAUGCUCGCGACGCGAUUCGGGAAUUUUUUUUUUCUUUCCGAAAAUGGGCAUCAAGGUAGUUCCACCUCCCUCUUCUUCAUUGUUGAUUGAGUCGUCCGUUGAUUUCGAUAGGGGCUGAUGAAGCUACUGGCGGACAAUGCCCCUAAGGCGAUGAGGGAGCAGAAGCUGGAGAGCUACUUCGGCCGGAGGAUCGCCGUCGAUGCCAGCAUGAGCAUCUAUCAGUUCCUCGUUGUGGUUGGGAGGAAGGGGACUCAUAUGCUCACCAAUGAGGCUGGUCAAGUCACCAGUCAUCUGCAAGGCAUGCAUUACCGAACGAUUAGGCUGUUGGAAGCAGGGAUACAGCCAGUCUACGUAUUUGAUGGUAAACCUCCUGAUUUGAAGAAGCAAGAGCUCGCACAACGGUACUUUAUUAUUAUGUAGCCUUAUCUUCUCUCGUUUUUUUUAAUUGUCUAUGAAUAUGUUUAGAUACCUUAAAUGUGAAGGUUUUUCUUUGUUUUGAUCACUUCCUUACUGUGCGAUAUUUUAGUUCUAUUCGAUGAGAAGUUUGAUGUUGUCUCUGUUUUCCAGAAAAACCUAUCUAUGUAGCUAACCAGAUAUGUGUGCGCAUGUGGUACAUGGCUUUGAUACCAUUGCAGGUGACACAACAGCACAAUGAAGACUGCAAAAAACUAUUGAGACUUAUGGGUAUCCCAGCAGUUGAGGUUACUAUUCUGUCUGAGAAGUUCAUUCUUCUUUAUUCGUAACAAAAAUGUUAGAUACCAGAUUCAGUUUAUGUAUGUCAGGCCCCUUCAGAAGCAGAGGCACAAUGUGCUGCUCUUUGAAAAGCUGGAAAGGCAUGUAUCUUCCUGGUUGAUCGUCUUCUGAUUUAGAAUAAUUCAUUGUUAUCUCAUGAUAAUCCAAUCAUCUAACUCUAUGGG
This is a messenger RNA of Syzygium oleosum, 1183 nucleotides long. Its product is annotated as flap endonuclease 1-like. Gene Ontology annotation, molecular function: 5'-flap endonuclease activity; 5'-3' exonuclease activity. The record is from RefSeq and is a predicted model, not a curated record. The coding region runs from base 384 to 686 and encodes 100 amino acids. The transcript is spliced from 5 exons. Lineage: Eukaryota; Viridiplantae; Streptophyta; Magnoliopsida; Myrtales; Myrtaceae.